This is a messenger RNA of Rhizophagus irregularis DAOM 181602=DAOM 197198, 369 nucleotides long. The record is from RefSeq and is a predicted model, not a curated record. NCBI's taxonomy places the organism in Eukaryota, Fungi, Glomeromycota, Glomeromycetes, Glomerales, Glomeraceae.
AUGUGUUCCAAAUGCUUUAAGGAAUGCAAUGCAAAGAAUGGACAAAAAUCCAUUGCUACACCUACUUCUGAGCAAGUCUUACCUCAAUCCAGUCCUCCGAUUCCUACUGAAGAUCAACCAAGCCAACAUACACGACCGGUUCAAUCUAACAAAGCUCGUUGUUUCAUGUGUCGGGCCAAAAUCCCUUUAGCUAAGCAAACUAUUAAUAAAUGUCGAUGCGAGUAUGUUUUUUGUGAUACCCAUAAAGUACCCGAUAAGCACGAUUGUGACUUUGAUUUCGCCAAGAUGGGUAAAGAUAUUUUGGCAAAGAACAAUCCGAAGUUGAAUGAAGUGCACAAAGGUGGACGUUCUUUCAACAGAAUUGACUAA